This is a messenger RNA of Homarus americanus (American lobster), 1391 nucleotides long. RefSeq names its product putative serine protease K12H4.7. Gene Ontology annotation, biological process: proteolysis. The transcript is spliced from 8 exons. Gene Ontology annotation, molecular function: dipeptidyl-peptidase activity; serine-type exopeptidase activity. The record is from RefSeq and is a predicted model, not a curated record. Lineage: Eukaryota; Metazoa; Arthropoda; Malacostraca; Decapoda; Nephropidae. Bases 70 to 1296 code for a protein of 408 amino acids.
AUAUCCCUUAUCUUUCAGAGAUAUUUUACCAAUGACUCUUUCUAUGAGCCUGGUGGUCCUGUCUUCCUUAUGAUUGGUGGAGAAGGACCAGCUGACCCUAUAUGGAUGGUGGAGCCUUACUGGGUCACCUACGCCCAAGGUCUAAAUGCCUAUAUGUUGUUCCUUGAGCACCGAUACUAUGGCAUGAGUCAUCCUACUGAGGAUGCUUCGGUAGACAACCUGGCUUAUCUUAGCACUGAACAAGCUCUAGGAGACUUGGCAAAUUUUGUUGUGAGCAUGAAGGAAAGUCUUGGUUUUGAGGGCAAUAAGUGGAUAGCUUUUGGUGGAUCAUAUCCAGGAGCGCUGGCUGUAUGGUUCCGUCUCAAGUAUCCGCACCUGGUACAUGGGAGUGUUGCUACAAGUGCUCCUGUUGAGGCGGUGAUUAACUUCAAGGAGUACCUGGAGGUGGUCCGCGACUCUCUGGCCACUGUGAGUGAAGACUGUAACACACAGAUAAAAGAAGCUCACCAGCAGCUGGACCUGUUGCUGCUGGACCAGACAGGCUGGGACACCAUCACCACAGAGUUCAGAUUGUGUUCACGUUUGGAUGGGAAGACCGCCGACGAUGUUUCUAAUUUGUUCUCCUACCUUGCGGCCAACGUGGAGUAUGUGGUGCAGUACAACAAGGACAACCGAGCCUUUGAGGGCGUGAAGGGGACUAACAUCACUGUGGAUACAAUAUGUGACAUUAUGAUGAACGGGGAAGGUGAUCCUAUAGACAGAUAUGCAGAAGCCAACUCUUUGAUUUUAGAUGAAUAUGGAGAGUUGUGUUUAGAUCACACUUAUGACGCCAUGAUAAAACAACUUCAAGUUACUAGCUGGGGAGAUGACGAAGCAAUGGCAGGUCGUCUCUGGGUGUAUCAGACGUGCACGGAGUACGGGUACUAUCAGAGUUCAGACUCACCAAACCAGCCAUUUGGAGACAAGUUUCCCGUCGAGUUCUUCAUCAAACAAUGUGCGGAUAUUUAUGGCCCCAAGUUCGACUUAAGUCUCCUAGAGGCAGGUGUCAAGAGAACAAACACAAUCUUCGGUGGACGUGACCUGAAUGUGACAAGAGUCGUCUUUCCUAACGGCUCUAUCGACCCCUGGCACGCCCUGGGCAUUACUUCCGACCUCAACCCUGAUGCCCCAGCCAUUUAUAUUAAUGGGACGGCUCACUGUGCGAACAUGUACCCCGCCACCUCUGAGGACCCCCUACAGCUGAUGGCGGCGAGGGAGGAGGUGUACCAGCUCAUUACUAAGUGGCUGCAAGAGUAAUUAUCAGUCACCUCCCCAGACAAUGAUGUAGGAAUAAACAUUAUAUCUCGCCAAAUGAAACUUCUGAAAGAAAAAUAAAUUUCUAAUGCAUGAAA